Messenger RNA from Cylas formicarius (sweet potato weevil), 3644 nucleotides. It is a transcript of the gene Hip1, whose product is annotated as huntingtin-interacting protein 1. Gene Ontology annotation, cellular component: clathrin-coated vesicle; actin cortical patch. NCBI's taxonomy places the organism in Eukaryota, Metazoa, Arthropoda, Insecta, Coleoptera, Brentidae. Gene Ontology annotation, molecular function: phosphatidylinositol-3,5-bisphosphate binding; actin filament binding; clathrin light chain binding. Bases 635 to 3460 code for a protein of 941 amino acids. The record is from RefSeq and is a predicted model, not a curated record. The transcript is spliced from 15 exons. Gene Ontology annotation, biological process: endocytosis; clathrin coat assembly; actin filament organization.
AUUUUUAGCUUAGGAUAAACGUUUGGUUUAAUAUUUCAUUCCAAUGGCUUGGAGGUUAUUUUUGGAUAGAAUGUUUACAUCCUGUGCAGUGGAAAAACUUGUCAUGUAGACAGGAAAUAAAAAUUAGGAUCGUUUAUUGAAGCAAAACAUUUGCUUGGAUUGAACACUGGCGACAGUAAUUUUUUUUUAUGAAAAUGGUUAAACAUAAUAUGCUAAAUAUAUUUAAAUUACUUUCUCAAAAUGCUGAUUUCGCAUGUCUCAUUUUGAUUUCAAUUUACUUGUAGGCUUGUUUUUCCAAUUUUGUUAAAUAUAUAUUUAAGUUCAAGAUAAUAUUGCUACACAAUUAGGUAAAAGGAACUGAUAAGAUAAACUGGGUUGAUUAGACUUUUAGUCAGUCAGUUAAAAUCUUUUUUUUUUGUUUGAUUUAUAAUCAAGAAAUUUUGUGAUAUAUUUAAUUGCCUAUACAAACCGCAAUUCUUGAAAUACCCUAUCUAGGUAUUACGAAGCAGCUAAUAGGUAUCCAAGUAUAUAUUGUUUGCUUUUUAUGCAUGUAGCUAUGCAAGACUAAAUGUAAAGAUUUGCAUGUCUGCUUAGAUUAAACUUUUCCCUACUAAUUGCAUGACUUUUAAUCCCUAUGAUGGCUAAGGAGUAUACUCAAAGAGAAUAUGAGAAAUAUAACCAGGCGCUCCAGAAGGCUAUUAACGGUCAAGAAUGCCCCGUAAAACAGAAACAUGUGCGGCUGGCAAUCAUAGGCACUUUUCAGACACAGAGCGCGAAGAUAUUUUGGGCGUAUGCGCUCAGAUUACCCGCUAUGGACGACCGGAUCGUUGCCUGGAAGUUAUGUCAUGUCGUGCAUAAGGUCUUGCGGGAAGGACAUCCUCUAUGUUUGGUGGACAGUCAGCGUCAUCGUAAGGAUCUUGAUGAAAUAGGCAAACUUUGGGGCCACCUUAAAGACGGUUAUGGCAAAAUGAUCCGAUUGUACACGUCGCUGCUGAUCAACAAACUGGAAUUCCAUAGGAGGAACCCGAGAUUUCCCGGCCACUUGGGGGUGACACCAGAAGAAUUGGAGAGUAUUGGCGGCAAUGAUGUGAACAAUUAUUUCGACAUGACAGUGGAAAUGUUUGACUAUUUAGAUCACAUAUUAGCGCUACAAGAGACAGUAUUUAAUUCCUUGGACAGAGCUCGGUCCAACUCAAUGACAAGCCCGGGACAGUGUAGACUCGCUCCCCUUAUUCCCUGUAUACAGGACGCAUCUAAACUUUACGACUACUGUGUGAAGAUACUAUUCAAGCUCCACAUGAUUCUUCCCUCAGAGGACCUUUUGUGCGGCCAUAGGGAACGAUUCGUUAAACAAUUCAGGGGUUUAAAGAAGUUUUACGAGAACACUAGCAAUUUGCAGUACUUUAAAGACCUGAUCGCCAUACCGCCCCUUCCAGAUAAUCCGCCGAACUUUUUAAUAGUGGGUGAUUUCCGAACCUACGUGACUCAAGAGGUGGUAGUCCCGCAAGAGCCGGAACACGAGGAUGAGCAUAUCGAGCCGAUAAGCGAAGGAAACCUCAUAGAUACUACCGACGAUGUUUCUGGAGUUGAGCGGAACGCCGAAGCGGUAAACGCGAAUGUGAUAAUCCAUCAGGAAAUUAUUCAGGAGAGAGAGUUUUUGAGGAUCCAGUGCGAAAAACUCAGGUGCGAAAUCAAUUCAUUGAUGGCCAAAAAUGAAAGGGAUAUUAAGACGUUGCAAAGUAGGAUAUCCGGUUUAGAGGUGGACGUUGCGGCGAAAGAAAACGAACUGAUUCAAGAACGGCAAGCCAAGGAGGAUCUUUUGAGUCAGUCGUCGGCCGUCGCCCAAUCGCAAGACAGCGAGCAAAGGGCUUUUCACGAAAAAUUCGACAAACUCAAAGCCGUUUAUGUCAAACUCCGUGACGAACACGUCACCGAAAUAAGAAAGAAAGCGGAGCUAGAAAAGAAAUUAUCGAACGCGCUCAAAGACCUCGAACGGAUGACGGAACUGGAAGCGGAAAAGGGGCGCAUCGAGGAGGUGGAAAAACAGAAAUCUGAUGAGUUGUGCGCAUUGCAAAAGGACAAGGAACUGUUCCACAUGGAGACUGAAAUUCUGAAAAAGAGCGUGUCGGACGCUUGUAACGAGCGGAACGCCAUCCAAUUGGAGCUACAGAACAUUCUUCAGGAAAAGGAGGAUUUUAAGAAAAGGUCUGAGGAGCUGUCAUAUAAACUUAUGGAUUUGGAGAGAAGAUUGGAGAACGAACAAAAGGAUUUUGAACAAAAUUUGCGGAACAUCGUACGCAAGUCCGUAGAGAACUGUGAAAAAAUAUUGAGGCACGCGAUCCAUGAAGUCGACAAUCCCGCAUUGACGGCACUGACUUGCAGCCCCGAUUAUCUCAGAAGCCUCACUGCCGGAUGCCGAGAAACGUUAGAAGAGAGUUUGAAUGUCAGUUUCACCGACCAUGCCGCCAUCAUCACGACGUCGAACAAGAUAGCACACAGACAUGCCAUUUACAUUCUUCAAGGUCGCGCAACGUGCAACACCAGCCCUGACAUAAGUUUUGGUGAAAAAAUGGCGGAAGCGUGUAAAUUUCUCGGCGAAGUAAUUCUCCGGAUUUUGCUCAACUUAAAAGAAUCUCAAAGCGCAGAACAGCUGGUUCAGGAGGCGCUGGAGAAACUCGAAGAAAUCGCUAGUCUCGGCGACGGCAUCAACCUGUCCAGGUUGGGCGAACAAGCCGAGAAUCUGGCUGACAUGUUGGACAGCGAAAUGUCAGCUAUGGACAAGGCGAUCGAGGAAGCAGCCAACCGCAUUCAGGACAUGCUGACAAACUCAAGAGCGGCUGAUUCGGGCAUCAAAUUGGAGGUGAAUGAAAAAAUUCUAGACUCGUGCACUAACCUGAUGCAGGCGAUCAGGAUAUUGGUGAAAAAGUCGAGGUUACUGCAGGCAGAAAUCGUCGGCCAGGGCAGAGGUACAGCAAGCGCUAAAGAAUUCUACAAAAGAAACCAUCAGUGGACAGACGGGUUCAUAUCGGCCGCGAAGGCAGUCGCGGUAGCUGCCAAAUUUUUACUUACCGCAGCCGACAAAGUGGUGGUGUCAAAUGGAAAACUAGAGCAAUUAGUUGUCGCGGCUCAGGAAAUAGCCGCCUCUACAGCUCAGCUGGUGGUGGCGAGUAGGGUGAAGGCCGAUCGGAACAGCGACAACCUUCAUCAGUUGACGCAGGCUUCCAAGGGAGUCACCACAGCUACCGGAACAGUGGUGGCGACGGUCAAAGAUUGUGGACAAUUGAUGGACGAGGCCGAGGAGUUGGAUGUGUCGAAUCUGACGUUGCACCAAGCGAAACGUUUGGAAAUGGACUCGCAAGUGAGGGUGUUGGAGUUAGAGAAGGAACUUGAGCAGGAACGUUACAGAUUAGCCAAACUGCGGAGGCAUCAUUACCAGCUGGCGGGCGAAAACGAAACUUGAUUUUGUUUCAAUAACCAUUUUUUUAUAUUUAUUAUUUAUUAACGAUUGCUAGGUUUUAAGUGCUCCAAAGAAAUCUUCGCGAACGGCAUUAGAUGUAUGCGCAGGUUUACCGUGCUACAAUAUUUUAUAUGUGUAUUAAUUGAUUCUAAAGGUAAGGUUUUUGAAGACAGUUUUUCUUCUAUUA